UUGGUGUGGUCGCUGGCCUGCUGAUUCUGGCCUGCGCCGCCUGCAUUGCCUUUUACAUGUACAACCGCCGGAGCGACUGGUUGCCUCUCCUCCUAGGACGCCGUGCAUCCAAGGAAGACGACGCAUGGUCCAAUCCUCUCAGUCAAAGGCAGUCUAGCAAUGCUUUUCUCUCGUACCAGGACGACGCCAGGACACCAAACCUGUCGCGCAUCUCCACAAUGAUCAAGGCCGACAAAAAGAAAGAAUGCGGCUCUGGAGCACGGAGACGUGGAGAAGGCUGGCACGGUGCACGGCUUUGCCAAUCCUGACUGCAUGGCCGAGGAGAGCGCGGGCCCCAAGGUCUCCCAUCACCGCCGCGGACCUCGCAAAGGCUAUCGCUCGACCCAGGGCGCGUACAGUCGUCUCGGCGCCAGCGACGAUGCCGACACUUCGAUGACGGAGAGCGGUGCCGACUCCACCAGUACGCCAGAGGACAGCUACGCGAAACCCAGUCAGAAAAACCGGAAAAUAGCUCACGAACGUCAGCUCCCCAGUGGAGCGGCGGACCCUACCUCCGCCGCCGCCGGGCAAGAUUCCAACGAUGCGGCCAGCAAUGUGAACAACGACGAGGCCGAUGGCGUGUCGGCCCAGUACAGUAGCGUUGAUAGCUCGAAGAAGAAAGCACAGAGAGAUGAGCGCCAAUCCACACCACCAGCUCAUGACGUCGCCGCCACCUCCGAAACCAUGGCAACCGACAGUCGCGACAACGGGGUUUCUGCCUCUGCUUCGAUCUCAAAUAUAACUGCUGAUGAUUUGAAGAAAAGCGCAUUCGAGGGAUGCCAAACUGAUUUCGAGCAAUCGGCAUGGACAGAGAGCAUAGAAGACGAUGAUGCGGCAGCCCCACGGUUCAACGAAGACAAGGAGAGACUGUUCAAGGAUCGCUCCGCUGUCAAGCUCGCACACGGCCGCUUCAGUCGCAGAGGAGUGCGACGCUCGGCAGGUCGCAAGCUUCGCGGCGGUGGCGGCGGCUGUGAGGAUAGCGUCGACGUACACCACGAAGUAAACGAGGACACUGAAGAGGGGCUGUCCGCCCAGGGCAGUCCUGCACAUUCCACUCGCUCCUCUCGUCGCAAACGAGUGCCAAGCAACAGCGCAAACAGCUGCGAUAGCCGACGUGCUUCGAAUGAUGACGGCAGCGCGAACACGACGCUCCGAAAGGUGCAGGGUCGCUACUUGUUCAGCACACCCAGUGGCCAUGCUGUGCCGCUCAGCGCGUUCAAAGUCAACGUGGACAACGACGAUCUCCUGCACUGCGACGUAGUCGUCAACAGCAACGGGACAUUCUUCUUGCAGGACCGUCGCUCCGCGCGCGUCAUGGCCACGGUCGACAAGAAGAGAGUUGAGGAGGCGUGCUGGCUGGAGCAGCACCUGCUCCGACGACUGGUGAACGAAUCGCCGGCGGUCACGCGCAAGGACCUGACGCGUCCCGUGCUCACACACUCAUGUCGUGUAUUCACCGAGCCCGGGGGUGGACUGGCCUUUGAGAACAUACACGGCGCGGUCGUCUCGCUGAAUGUCUUCGGCCAGUUCAGGUUUGACGAGACGCAAGACUACACAGUCGCCCUCGAUGCCACCAACUGCUACACGCUGGUGGAAAAGGCAACCCUGACGCCGGUCGCGCAGAGUCACAUCUACGAGAACUUGGCCAAGUCCUGCGCGCAGCUGAUCGUCAAGCGCCAGCUUCUCCUGCGAGGCUUCAACGGCGAGCUGGGGUUCGCCGACGCCAGCGGCAAUCUGGUGCCGUUGUCCAUAUUUGGCGUGGAGGAAUGCAACGACAUGGGCGCCCUGUUGUCGGUGGACACCACAGAGCCGGGCCGGCUCGGCCUGUUCGUCAGCAUUGCGUCGUCGCCACAGGCAACCGUUGGCACAAACACGGUGACGGAGUAUCUGCUGAAGCGCAAGCACAUGCUGCGGGACGAAGACCGCGACGAUUUUCUGAUCGUUACCGAUGACGACGACCUGAAGCCGCUGUACAAGUUUGGAGACCUCAAUGAGUAUGUGUUCGACUCGGUUAACGGAAGCCAGGUUUGCGCCGGAGUGUUUGAGUAUGAUGUGAAGGACGGUAACUGGGAGUCCCACGUCGUCACGGAAACGUCGUACGGCAUGACGGCGCUGCUGUGCAAGCGGACGUCGAGAGUGGUUGCGACCGUGGUGCUGGGCGAGGUCGUGGAGCUGGGCCCGUCCACGGUGGUGCACUUUGACGGCGCGGACAUCCUCGAAGCCGGAAGCUCAGCGGCACACGCCAAACCCGACGCUAGCAAGCUUCCCUUCUAAUUCUAGUCUGUGUGAAAUCGAGAAAACUCAGCUGCCCUGGGCCCGUCCAACAACGUGAUGCCCGCUGUUCUCGAUGCACACAUGGCACUAAGAAUGGGAACUUUUAUGUACACAAUGGCUCAUAGCGUCAUGUCCUAUCUAGAUGAUCUAUGUAGUGGAGUAUUUUCACUCCUUUGUAUCUGCAAUGCUCGAUUGGUGCUCCUCUCAGUCUGUGUUUUCCUAUAAUGGCUGCCGGCUGCUUCAUCACCUAUCUCUUGAGUGCAUUCCAUGACUGCUCUUGCUUUAUCGAUUUCUUUGCAAAUUUCUCCAGCAGUGGUUUUAUAUUCACUGCCUUGUUGCUCUCAUCAUCUCCUUCUUACAAUCACCUCUACCUCUGGGUGCAUAGUCUACUCUGAGAUUCAACCUCGCGCACUUACAGUAUUUUACAGUGAAGCCGGCAUUCAUGCCCCACAUAAGACAGUAUAGUCCCCACCAAUUGAGGAGUCGCGUUAUAGCGUCCUACUCUCUCUUUCAUCUGCGUAGCGGGGACUCGAUGCACAAGGCUUGUGCUUUUUUGUUUCAUCUUCACUUCUGUCUCCGGGAUUGCUGGCGGUAAGACGCGGA
Sycon ciliatum is the source of this 2916-nucleotide messenger RNA. RefSeq lists its product as uncharacterized. Lineage: Eukaryota; Metazoa; Porifera; Calcarea; Leucosolenida; Sycettidae. The record is from RefSeq and is a predicted model, not a curated record. Bases 313 to 2313 code for a protein of 666 amino acids. The transcript is spliced from 2 exons.